Siniperca chuatsi (mandarin fish) is the source of this 4744-nucleotide messenger RNA. RefSeq names its product MSL complex subunit 2b (gene msl2b). The transcript is spliced from 3 exons. Lineage: Eukaryota; Metazoa; Chordata; Actinopteri; Centrarchiformes; Sinipercidae. The coding region runs from base 1314 to 3131 and encodes 605 amino acids. Gene Ontology annotation, molecular function: ubiquitin protein ligase activity. The record is from RefSeq and is a predicted model, not a curated record. Gene Ontology annotation, cellular component: MSL complex.
UCAGACUUUGUUGGUAUAAGUGUAAAGAUCGUCCCAUUGUUUUUUUUAAAUAAACAGCGCGUGUUCUCGCGAGAUCUGAGCAAUAGCGCCCCCUUGUUUGUGUGUGGCCAAACGACGGGAGGUGUGAGGGAUACUCCGCGGCUAACGAUAGCAAGGUACACAAAUAGGGCUUUAAUUAAGUUACGGUCUUCACUGACACUCUGGAGGUCUACUAAAAGCUACAAGAGGACAUAAUUUAGGCAAAACCCGCCGGUUUUGCUGCUACAUUCCCACCAAGGCGAGCUGCGAGAACAAGGGAGUCCCGCUAAUCCCGAGAAGUGGGAAGCGGCCUGCUUUUGUAGCCGGCUUCACGGUGCAGCUCAGGCGGCUAGCACUGACACCAGAGCCCGCUGCUUCCACUGGUUUAUUUUUCUUUUCACCCGCAGAAGCGUCGGAGCUUCUAAGUUAUUUUUGUUUUAAUAACCGCAGCCUCCCCAUCGCCUAUUCCUCUUCCUAUCGACGUGCGGCUGUCGCCGUUUCUCCCUAAAGAGGACCUUUUCGAGCCGGGGCGGCCUGUUUUGUUUUCGAGCCGCCUUGAAUCUCCGCGAACAAUAACACAACCAUAACGAGCCUGCUGGGGGCUGCACAGCCCAGCGAAAUAGGAGCCACGGAAGCGUCGCUGUGAGCUGUAAAUGCACUGUGUGAUACCAGGUCUGGUAUGGACGUGAAACCCCGGGACGAGGAUGCAUGUGGACUAUGGAAUUAUCGGGGGGAAACCAUUGCAAACCGGAGCACUUUGUCACGAAAGCCCCUGUUUGAAUUUCGGAGCUGGUGCUGCUAGUUAGCCAGCUGUAAGUAACGUUAAAAGCCCACUGACAGAGGAAAGAGCGCCACACGAUGCUUUGUCUAAUCAUAACUCACGGACUCUAUGGAAACAGACUUGGAUGAACCGACGUUUAUAUGCAUGCUCGGCCUAGUUGUGAAUGCACUUAUAAUCUGCCCGAUCAAAAGCAACAGUACUUUUAAGAGCUGGGACAUCACAUUGAGGAUGGAUUGGAUGUGAUUUGGGAUGAGUAACCUCGAUUGCUCCCUGCGCAGACUGCUAUAUAUGUUGGAUUUACCGACGGGGAACUGAAGCCGUUAUAUCCAUCUAUGCUCUCUUCAAAGCCACCAGACUCCUUUGACAAAAACAGUAAUUUUACCUCGCAGAACACCGGAGUCGCUGGUCUACAUCUGCCUAGUUUGUUUGUGUUAUUGUGUGACUUUGGUGUUUUAACGUAUUAAUACAUCUUAACGGACCGGACCGGACUGGAGCCCCGGGACAGGCAGCUGAGAUGAACCCAGUGAAUGCGACCUCUCUUUACGUGUCCGCGAGCCGUUCGGUGCUGCAGUGCGACCCCCGAGACCCCCGGGCCCUCGCGGAGCUCUGCAAGCUGCUGCCGUUUUUCCGCCAGUCCCUGUCCUGCUUGGUCUGCGGUAACCUGCUGCAGGACCCCAUCGCUCCCACAGACUCAUCAUGUCAGCAUUACGUCUGUCGAGGCUGUAAAGGUCAGAGGAUGCAGCUGAAGCCCUCCUGUAGUUGGUGUAAGGACUAUUCCCGCUUUGAGGAAAACAGGCAGCUCUCCUUGCUUGUCCACUGUUACAGGAAGCUCUGUCUCUACAUCACCCAGUCGCCGCUCGCCCCGCACAUAGCCAGCGCCGCCAGCGACUCGCCCGACCUCCAGGCCAUCCUCAACGAGGGCCUUACGUUGGCCGAGAGCGAGCCAGAGGCGGAGGACAUUUCAGAUUCAGUUGGCCUGUCGCAGACGGCCUCCACCUCCGAGUUGCUCCAGCCUGAUAAAGCUCCACCCACGAAGGAGCUCAAGGGGGAGGAGCCGAGCCCCGUCAGUGUAAACGGGCUGCAUGAUUGCAACGGCCUGGUCAGUUCGGACAUUCUGCAACCCAUCACCAUAGAAACAGGUGGAGGUGUUGCAAAGCAGGAGAGCUUUUCUGAGGAGAUCCCGGUGUGUGUGAGUGUCACGGGGACUGGGGAGGCGGGGCUUUGUGACAUCAGCACUUUCGGGGAUGAUCUGAAACAUGGCGGAGGGCCGUUGUUGUUGAGUGUUGAGGAGGUGCUCAGGACUCUGGAGACGGACACUGACCCUGAGCCCAACCCCAAGCCGGACUGUCCCCCCUCUGUACUUCAGUCCGGCCUCAACGGGCCUCACUGCCCAUCUCGUCCUGACUCCUCCCGCCUCAUCCCCUCCCUCCCCACAGAAAACAGCCCCCGCCCCCUCCAGCCUCACCCGCAGCCCUCACUGCAGCCUCCCUCUCAGCCCUCCACAGUCAUCCCCCACGCCCCCCCUCGGUACCACCGCAAGCGAUCCCGCUCAGAAAGCGACAGCGAGAAGGUGCAGCCCCUCCCCAUCUCCAUCCUCUUACGAGAGCCUCCCCUCGGUGCCAACAGCUCCCCCCAUCACCCUAACCCCGGUGCCACCACCAAACAGGAGCCUAAGUUCCCUGCAGCCACGCCCCACCCACACUUGGCCCCGGUGCCUAACGGUGGUCCCCCCAAGGUGGGCAAGACUGUGCUCGUCUCCAACAAGGCGCUGAAAAAGACUGUGGAGCACCACGUGGGCCCCAAGAAGGCUUACACCAAGGCCAGGCAAGGGGCCCCCAAGCCCCGCGCACAACCCCGUGACAGAGUACCACCACACCCCCAUGCACACCACCUGACACACCCACCUAGCCCCUCGAAGCCACUGUAUAAAAAGCCUGUGGAGAAGAAGGGCUGCAAGUGCGGCCGAGCCACCCAGAACCCCUCUGUGUUGACCUGUAGGGGGCAGCGCUGCCCCUGCUACUCCAACCGCAAGGCGUGUCUGGACUGUAUCUGCCGCGGCUGCCAGAACUCCUACAUGGCCAACGGAGAGAAGAAGCUGGAGGCCUUCGCCGUGCCAGAGAAAGCUCUGGAACAGACUCGUCUCACGCUGGGCAUUAACCUCACCAGUAUCACCGCGGCGGCCCUCCGUAGCCCGGCCACCACGUCCCCUGGCAACACCCUUCUCAACGUCACCACGGCAACAGGAGCCCCCGUCACGGCCACCUUCUUGUCGGGAGCGGGACACGACAACAGGGGCUUUGACGAUUCACUGGAGAUGCGGUUUGACUGCUGAGGUCCAGCCCCUCCUCCGGUCAGUCGUUACGCACAUUCCCCGCCCCGCCAGCUGGACGUUAUCCAUCUGGGUGUGCCAGGGACCUGCGGUGGCGGAGCCAGAACAAGGCAGCUACAGUGACAGGCGAUAGUGAGGGUCACCAGCUGAAGAUGAGGAGUCGCCCUCAGUCCAUCGCCCGAAACUGCACCAUGCUUGUGGUCUUGCAUACAGAUACAGUGUGGAAGAGAAGGAGGAGAUGUAGCGUUACUGUAUGUGCAGAGAUUUCAUUUCAGUGGAGAUAGUUUCUUUUUUAAAAAUUUUUUUUUUGGUUUUCUUCUCUACUAUGGGUAAUGUGUAGAGCAUGUUGUGUAGCUAAGUUGGGAGUGCUGACCACGGUCAAACGCCUCAGUGUGUGUGUGUGUGUGUGUGUGCGUGCGUGCAUGUGAGUGUGUAUGUGUGUGUGAGGGGAAGGGUUUGGUUUGGAGAUGAACCUUGUUAGCAGGAACGGAGACAUCUUCUACAUCAGAGACUGGUGUAAUUUAUAUAAAAGAAAGAACUUUUUGUACAUGGACUUAUUGGUUUCCAUUUAAGAAGACAUUUUAUGAUAAAUUUUAUAAGUUACAUUAAAAAAAAAAAACAGUGGAAGUCGGUGCAGGGGAAGACCUGCAUUCAACCAGAAUAUUUUCACAGGUAAAAGGUAGAUUGUAUUUUCUAAACUCUGCUAGACCACUAGAAAUAAAACAUGGAACUGAGUAGAUGACUAUCAAAGACCCCUGAAGAAAAACCAUACAACCUGAACAUAACUGUUUUUAAGUUAAAAACAUUUACAAUAAUGCAAUUCUUUAUCUUUUGCUCCAAGAACUGGGAUGUGAAUUUAACACCACCAGCCAAAUGUAUGUUUCAAUUUUGUCUGUUGGAUGUUUAUACUGUGAGCCACUGUCAGACACCCAGACAUUAUUCUAAGAUGUUAUUGUAUACUAAAUAUACAUAUAUAUAUAUAAAGCUGGUAAAAUGGGGAAUUUUGGAGCCAACCAUUGUGGCUGGUGGAAGACAAAACCUUAAACCCUGGUUUGCUGUUGGAUAUGUUGAGGAUGCGCGUUAACCUGUUUAAUCAUUUGUGUGUUCUUGUAUUAAGCACUUUGCCCACUUGUUCACACUGGCCACACACCUUUAAAAAAAAAAAAAAAGAUUUUUUUCUGUUACUUGCUUGUGUUAAAAAACUCUGGUUGAUUGCAGGCCCCCACACAUUGUUAUUCACAUGUUUUUGGUUUCUGGAAGCUACACACAUGCUGCUAAACACCACAAAGGACUCUAAAAGGAGAGCACACCUGUUUUCCUUGUCUUUUGUUCUUUUUUUUUGUUGUUUGUUUUUAAUAAGUUGCGUUAACAACAUUUGCAGUAUUUAUUGCACGUCUCCUAACAUAGGUUACGUGUUGGGCGUCAGUUGUGCCUGCUCUGCCUGUCGAAUCUGUCGAUCCUGUCUGGACUUUUUCUGUCUCAGUUAAGUUGCUGUCUCCUUCUUAGUGUUAGUUUCUGGUGUCUCCAAACAGUUAUUGUUCUCCCUUGGGGCAUUUAAAUACCUGUAAUAUAACUGUAACAUAUUUCCACAAAAAAGAAAGAAAAUCAAAAACUUA